AUGAACAAGGGAAACAAGCCGAGUUUCCACCAAUCCGCAAACGGCGACCAAGCCAAGACACUAUACCAAGCCUUCUUCAAAAAGGUCGGAUCUCUCUAUGAGUCCGACAAGGUCAAAGACGGACUCUUUGCCGCCAUGAUGGAUGUUGCUUUGAUUAACGAUGGGCCGGUCACUAUUCAAAUCGAUACCAACCCGCCGAAGACGGAUGCUUCAACCUCGGGUGCUCCAAACGGAAGCAAUCAGCAAACAGUCGAAGUUGAUGACCGCAAGUAG
Messenger RNA from Alternaria arbusti, 273 nucleotides. RefSeq lists its product as uncharacterized. The coding region runs from base 1 to 273 and encodes 90 amino acids. Lineage: Eukaryota; Fungi; Ascomycota; Dothideomycetes; Pleosporales; Pleosporaceae. The transcript is spliced from 2 exons. The record is from RefSeq and is a predicted model, not a curated record. Gene Ontology annotation, cellular component: cytoplasm. Gene Ontology annotation, biological process: tRNA metabolic process. Gene Ontology annotation, molecular function: D-tyrosyl-tRNA(Tyr) deacylase activity.